AUGAGCCCCAGGAGAUUUCGGUUGAAUGCUUAUCAGAUUUGCAUAAAGAUUCUGAAAGCGAGGCAUUUGCCCCAAAAUGCAAAUCCAAUGGUCGUGGUUAAAGUGGGAAACAGAAGGAAAAAGACGGUGGUCCGUGAAAGAACGGAUUCACCGAUUUACAACGAUUACUUCGUGUUUGAUCUCUUUUGUAACUUGGACGAACUCUUGAGCACUAAAAUUACGAUAGCCGUAUAUCUGAAACAUUAUUUACGUUUUAAAUUUCAUGGAAGCACAACGUUCGAAGUUGCUUUGGUAUGGGAUCAACCAGAUCAUCAAUAUUUUCACAAAUGGGUGAUGUUGACCAAUCCGAAAGACAUUUCUGCAGGACCGAAAGGUUACGUUAAAUGUAAUAUCGCGAUUAAUGUGAAAGGAGAGAAAUUGAAAGUGCAGCCGGAUACGGAGGGCGAGGAUGACAUCGAAGGGAACCUCUUGUUACCGGUCGGUGGCGAAUUUCUACGUUUCAGGCAACGAGCCUGCUACAUUUUUACAAUUUAUCGGGCCGAUGGUUUGCCAGAUAUGAGCAGCUUAUGCAUGAAAAAUGAUUUCGAGAAUAUUAACCCGUUCGUUCAGAUAUCGUUCGCUGGAAUGAAGGAAACGACGAGAGAAGCAUGGCAAACUUACAGGCCGAGAUUUAACGAGAAGAUCACGUUCAGAGAAAUGUUUCCAUCUCUGUGUCAACGUGUCAGGAUCGUUAUCAAGCAUCGUGUUAAUAGCUGUCGAACGUGUGUCGUCGCUUCUUACAUUCUCAAUAUAAGCAAAAUAUCGAGUCACGGGGAGAACGGUUUCCUGCCGACUUUCGGCCCAUCGUUUCUUCACUUUUAUGGGUCUGGAACUACUGACAAGAACAGCUGUUUUGGCAAGUGUUCUACAGCCCUUCCUUUUUAUCGCGGCAGGGUUCUUGUCUCCUUAAAAACUGAAAUUGAUGACUCGGAAACAACGUCUGGAAUCAGCGUGGAAACAGAACUCGCGGCACCAAUAAUCGAGAGAAGCUUAUGGAAGACGGAAGAAUAUUACCUGGUCGCUGUGUUGUACGAUAUAAGCAUGAUCGAUCGGCGAAAAUUUUGGACGAAAUCAAUAAGCUUCGAGGUUAGCCUCGGAAACGCCGGUAACAGACAAUUUGCUCGCAGCCAGUGCUUCGACAAUAACGACGGAAACCAGAUGCCAGAUCGUAGACCGGAGUUCGAGAGCGAGACUGCGCCACGAUUGACUGGAACGCUGGAUGGCAAAUAUAAUUACGUGCCCCUUGGCUCGCGAAAACCCUGCCUCUACGUUAAAUCUUGGUGGCCGAAUCUCGACUGGCGGAUAUACAAUAGUAACAGCUUGGCGUUCAUCGCUGAUUUCCUAGAGGAAAAGUUGGAUCAACUGGAGAGCAUGGUGGCGCUCGAGCAUCCGGACACUUACAAAUUCUACAACGAGGCGAUCCGCGCCAUGAGGAGCCACUGCAUGCAUUAUUUGCAUACGUUAGACACAGGACGAUACGACGACGAGGGUGGCACCACGAAGCUCGAUCGCUAUCGCGUGAAUCUAUGCCGUAAAGAGAUUGAGAAUGUCCUGAAGAGGAUCAAGAUCAACGGCGAACUUCCGAGUAAUCACUACACGAGAAUCGCGAUGGCGCAUGCUUAUCAGUAUCUCGCCAAAGUGAAAAAACUACGGGAAGAUCCCCAGCACAGUCUCCCGGACGUUUUCAUUUGGAUGAUAACCGGCUCGAAGCGGGUGGCGUACGCGCGAUUUCCAGCCGAAAGGAUCAUUUACUCGGAGGAAGUAAUCGAGAGGGGGCCGUUGUGCGGUCAGAAGGUCGACGUUCCGUUGGUGCAUCCGCGAGACGAGGAAGGCGCCGACUACAUGGCCUGCAAACUUGAAGUUUUCCUCUGGCUGGGUAACGCCAAGUACGUGGGUGCCUGUUGGGCCUCGAUUCCACCUGGCUACACGGUGGACCACGAACGAAACGUCGAUUCGUUUCCCAAAUAUUUGGAGUACAGCCGCUUCACGGCGUUUCAGCUACGAGCCCACAUAUUCCAAGGUCGCUUUGAUCCCGGCAUGGAUGCAUCCGGUUUAUUGGAUCCGAUCGUGCGUGUCGCGUUUCACGGUUACACGGCCUCCACCAGAGUUAUUAAGCAGACUCUCGAUCCGUUCUGGGAUCAAACUUUAAUACUGCCGCCGAGGACUGUUCACGGAACGAAGGAGUAUAUUAAAUCAAACCCGCCGAAAGUUACUCUGCAGGUGUACGAUCUGGAUUUACUAGGCUUCAAGGAGUUCUGCGGGAGAUGCACAGCUAUCCCAUUAGUUAAACUCGCGGAGGAAACUUACUCGCCGCCUGAUUUCCCUCCGAAACUUGAGUGGUACAAAUUUAAAUCGCAAAGGGAUUGCAGCGGUUCGGUGCUCGCUGCCUUCGAGCUCAUAGAGAUAAUGGACGACACGUCCGUAGACAAAGUCAUGGAUCCUUCGAUACAGGACGUCAUUUUUAAUAUACCAGAUGACAUCAGACCGAAAAUGACAAGCUACAGGCUUGAAGUUAUAUUUUGGGGCGUACGAGACAUGAAGAAGAUUAAUUACAUGCCAGUGCUAAAUCCUCGGAUUAUUAUAGAAUGCGCUGCCGUUCAAGUCAAGUCAGAAGUAAUGGAGAAUGCCAAGAAAUUCUGCAACUACAAGAAGCCUCAUGUCAUCGUCGAAUUGGACAUGCCAGAAAUCGUUAUCUAUUACCCCUGCAUCACAAUAAAAGCAUAUGACUCGCGAGGAUUCGGCUGCUUUAAAUACGUCGGGAUUUGCAUAAUACCGAGCGUUUACAUCUUUCUGGAACAAUUAAUAACAGAAGAGGAUUACGACGCACAGAUACACGGAACUAAAUCGAUUUUGAAGCCUCCGUGGACUAGAAGACAACCUGUGGCCAUUUUGCCUUUGCCGAUCGAUUACGAUCCAGCGAAAGAAGACGAGAAGUUAAUUCCGUACAAAAAGAUGAUCAAGGAAGAAACAUGGAUUAGAAAGAUGUUUCGGGCAGUAAGGAAGUUUCUCGCGCGUCUGAUACCAAGAAGAAGAAAGAGGACGAAGAAAACGGACUACAAGUUGGAGAAGGACGAGUCCCUCGACUGGUGGAGUAAAUAUUUCGCUUCCUUGGAGGAGGAAAGAAGCAGAGAGCUAGGCACCUUUUCUCCAGGUGAUCAGAAGCUCGUGGCUACGUUCAAGGUAUACGACGGAGAGCUGGAGAUGCAGCCGCAAUUCGCCGGCUUUCAGGAUCGUCUGAGAACGUUCGAGCUAUGGAAGGGACGGAAGAGCGAGGAUCCCGACCACUAUAUCGACAAUUACGUUGGAAAGUUCAAGGGACGCAUUUGCGUGUAUCACUGGCCACAUUUGAGUAACUUGCCCUGCAAAACGAGAAGCGGCAGAAACGCGGCUAAUGGCCUGUGCGACGAUUAUCCGCAUACGGAACCGAUCAAGCUUCUGGUCAGGCUUUACGUUGUGAAAGGUGUCAACCUGCAGCCCAGCGACCCCCUCACCGGAAAGUCUGACCCGUAUUUGUGCGUUAAACUUGGAAAAACGUACAUCAACGACCAGAAGAAUUACAUACCGAACCAGCUAAAUCCCACUUUCGGACGGCUCUUCGAGAUAGAAGCCACUUUCCCUCAAGAUUACAUGAUGAUCGUACAAGUGUGGGACUACGACGCAACUACGGCCGAUGAUUUGAUAGGGGAGACGAAGAUUGAUCUGGAAAAUCGAUUCUACAGCCGGCAUCGCGCCACUUGCGGCAUUUCCAAGGCCUAUAACGAGGAGGGAUACAAUACGUGGAGGGACCGCGAGAAACCGAAGCAGAUACUCGAGCAACUUUGCAAGAGGAAUAACCUUCCGUUGCCGGAGUACCAGGAUCAUUACGUGAAGAUUGGACGAAAAAGAUUCCCAUUCGUCGACCAGCAGACGGAAGACGACAGGGAAGAGCGUAUGGCAUUGAGCGUGCUUCAUCGAUGGCAAGAGUUCCCCGUUUGCGGCUGCGUCCUGGUGCCUGAACACGUCGAAAGGCGACCGCUUUUUAACACCGCCAGACCCGGAUUAGAGCAGGGUAAGUUGGAACUUUGGAUCGACAUGUUUCAAUUUGGCGAAUUUCCUCCGAAACCGGCAGUGGACAUCAGUCCGCCUGUACCAGAGGAGUAUGAAAUUCGCGUGAUCGUUUGGAACACCGAGGACGUGCCUCUCGUCGACAGUCAAUUCCUUACCGGAGAAAAGUGUUCAGAUAUUUACGUGAAAGGCUGGAUACUUUACGACGACUAUCAAAAAACCGACGUCCACUAUAAUUCUCUGAACGGAGAGGGGAAUUUUAAUUGGCGAUUCAUAUUUCGCGUCCUUUACUGCAAGAGUGAGCGCGUUAUGAUUGUACGCAGGAAGACAACCUUCUUCGCGCGAAGCGAAACGGAAGACAAACUGCCGUGCAGAUUACAUUUGCAAGUUUGGGACAGCGAUCAUUUUUCUCCGGACGAUUUUCUCGGGGCGGUGACGUUGGAUCUAGCCAAAAUGCCACGGGGAAGUCCGAAUUCCAAAACUUGCACUUUAUCGUUACUAGAUCCGACUCUGCCGACGAUCGACAUGUUCAAAAUGGCACGAAUUAGAGCCUGGUGGCCGUUCGAGUGUAGCGUGAAUGCAGGUCGAUACGUCCAGGCGGGUAAAGUUGAACUGGAAAUAUCAAUAUUGCCAGCGGAGGAGGCUGACGAAGAACCUGCGGGCAAAGGAAGAGACCCACCUCAAAAUCUACCACCACCAAACCGACCGGAUACUUCGUUCUCCUGGUUCCGGAACCCGUGGAAAGCAUUCCGUUACAUUGUUUGUCGGUAUUACAAAUGGAGGAUAAUAGGCUUCUUCGUGUGCGUGCUGAUAAUACUGCUGGCAGCUUGCGGAAUUUAUGCUUUCCCUGGUUAUCUGGUGAAGCGGCUUCUCGGCGCUUGACUCGGCUAAUAAGGAAGAAAAC
Molecule: messenger RNA, 4987 nt
Organism: Frieseomelitta varia
Lineage: Eukaryota; Metazoa; Arthropoda; Insecta; Hymenoptera; Apidae
Product: otoferlin-like
Exons: 27
Coding region: 1-4965 (1654 amino acids)
Biological process (GO): plasma membrane organization
Cellular component (GO): membrane
Source: RefSeq, a predicted model, not a curated record